Molecule: messenger RNA, 794 nt
Organism: Peromyscus eremicus (cactus mouse)
Lineage: Eukaryota; Metazoa; Chordata; Mammalia; Rodentia; Cricetidae
Gene: Cdc26
Product: cell division cycle 26
Exons: 4
Coding region: 438-701 (87 amino acids)
Biological process (GO): anaphase-promoting complex-dependent catabolic process; regulation of mitotic cell cycle; protein K11-linked ubiquitination
Cellular component (GO): anaphase-promoting complex
Source: RefSeq, a predicted model, not a curated record
GGAAACGUAUCAGAGCGUACUCCUUACUAGGAGUCGCGAAGUAUCUUGGGCUUCGUAGUUGCCAAGCGGCUGCUGGCGUCGAGGGGCGUGGCCUCAUGAGCGUUCAACACAAGCUCGCGGGAAAAGAGGCGUGUGGGAAGAGAGGCGCAGAGUCUUCUGGGAAGUGUAGUUCGGGCCGCGCAGCGAUGGCUUCAUGGUGGGAGUUGAGGUUCUGGGAAGCUGCAGAGGCCUGAAAAGAGGUUGCAACAGUGACUUUAAAUGUCUAUAUCUCAGCACAGGAAACAUCUGCUUAGUGAGUGAUUUACCCAUUUAGGACCUGGCUAGAUCCUGUGGAUAAUCCUGUGAAUUGCUGAGACUCGACACCUGAAGUUUUUCCUCUCUCGACAUUUUUAGCAGCCCAUAGCUCCCUGGGUCUGACUCCUAUUGCUGCUUUCAAUAUGCUGCGACGAAAACCAACGCGUCUAGAGCUCAAGCUUGAUGACAUUGAAGAGUUUGAGAGCAUUCGGAAGGACCUGGAGACCCGUAAGAAACAGAAGGAAGAUGUAGAAGGUGUAGGGACCAGUGAUGGAGAAGGAGGGGGGGCUGCUGGGCUCAGCAGUGACCCCAAGAGCCGGGAACAAAUGAUAAAUGAUCGAAUUGGUUAUAAACCCCAACCGAAGCCCAACAACCGCACAUCUCAGUUUGGAAACUUUGAGUUUUAGAGAUGGAUUCUCUUGCAUACCAGACCCCUGGAAUGGAAUAAAAUGAUGGCGAAAAUAUAGAACAGAUUUAGAGAAUUAAGUGUGUAAAACCAA